Molecule: messenger RNA, 621 nt
Organism: Aphanomyces astaci
Lineage: Eukaryota; Oomycota; Saprolegniomycetes; Saprolegniales; Verrucalvaceae
Exons: 1
Coding region: 1-621 (206 amino acids)
Source: RefSeq, a predicted model, not a curated record
AUGAGUCCUCACGAGCCAGGGUCGGUGUAUGACCUCACCAUGUUCCGAAGCCGCCUGGACCAACACACUCAAGCGCUCGCGAAGGACGACUACGACGACACCAUCAACGACAACGGGGAACUGUUCCGAGAGCAUCCUACCUCGUGGGCAGUCCUUGUGGACAAGGGAUAUAUCGGCCUUGCGGCGUCGGCGCGUGCCAUACAUCCGAAGAAGAAGCCUGUGAGUGGCACGUUAGACCGAUUCGACAUGGACAGGAACAAGGAAGUUUCUUCUGACCGUGUCGUUGUCGAAAACUUCUUUGGCCGGAUGUGCUCGCUUUGGAAGGUGUCCUACGCAACAUUUGUAUGGGGUGAGAAACUCUAUGAUGACAUUCAGCGAUUCACGUUUGCCCUUACCAACUUCCACGCGACUUUGAUGCCCUUGCGCCUCGAGGACAAUGACCACUAUCGUGCCGUCAUGGCACGCUACAAGAGUAUGGCAGCUGAGAACACCUCAAAGAGAGCUGCGAACCAACGCAGGUACCUACAGCGCCGUGCAGAGCGGUUUGCGACGGAAGCUGCCCGCGCCAGCCGUACUUCGCGGGGCACAUUCUUGUCUCCCAUGGUGAGUGGUCGCCGCUGA